Molecule: messenger RNA, 2106 nt
Organism: Eutrema salsugineum
Lineage: Eukaryota; Viridiplantae; Streptophyta; Magnoliopsida; Brassicales; Brassicaceae
Product: probable protein phosphatase 2C 12
Exons: 10
Coding region: 336-1622 (428 amino acids)
Biological process (GO): protein dephosphorylation
Molecular function (GO): protein serine/threonine phosphatase activity
Source: RefSeq, a predicted model, not a curated record
GAGACAGAGAAGAAAGAGACACCUUCGUUUGCGCGUUUUCUCUGUAAUCUCUCUCUCUCUUCUCUCUCUCCUCUCUCUCUUACGGCUGUGACGACGAUGGAAUUUCUGCAGAGCGACGGGAUCCGUGAUUCUCGAUCGGAGGAAGCUUCUACUCCUUCUCUCUCCGCCUAAAUCUCCAAUUCGCCGCCGUUUACCGUCAUCUCCGUUUCCAAACCAAAAUCGUUUUUUUUUCUCGUAUGAUGGGAGAUCUGGUGGAGAACUAGACGCAGCAGCUAGCGGAAGUUUUUAGUCUCAGCUUCUUCAUUUUUUUUCUUUCAAGGCUCAGGGAAAUAAAAAUGUCAACUAAGGGAGAACAUCAUACAGUUCCACUAUCUGUUUUGCUCAAGCGUGAAUCAGCGAAUGAGAAGAUAGACAAUCCUGAGCUCGUACACGGGCAGGCUAACCAGAGCAAGAAAGGCGAGGACUUUACGCUUGUUAAAACAGAGUGCCAAAGGGUCAUGGGAGAUGGAGUCACUACCUUCUCAGUUUUUGGGCUUUUUGAUGGACACAAUGGUUCUGCAGCAGCUAUCUACACAAAGGAGAACCUUUUGAACAAUGUAUUAGCUGCAAUACCCUCUGAUCUCAACAGAGACGAGUGGGUUGCGGCGCUUCCGAGGGCUUUGGUUGCAGGGUUUGUGAAAACUGAUAAAGAUUUCCAGGAAAGAGCAAGGACGUCUGGAACGACUGUAACUUUUGUAAUAGUAGAAGGAUGGGUGGUGAGUGUUGCAUCUGUAGGUGACUCUCGUUGCAUACUUGAGCCUGCUGAAGGUGGUGUCUAUUAUUUAUCUGCUGAUCAUCGGCUUGAAAUAAACGAAGAAGAGCGAGAUCGCGUCACUGCAAGUGGUGGUGAAGUUGGUCGGUUAAAUACUGGUGGUGGUACUGAGAUUGGUCCUCUGAGAUGUUGGCCUGGUGGACUUUGUCUCUCAAGAUCCAUUGGAGAUCUGGAUGUUGGCGAAUACAUUGUUCCAGUUCCUUAUGUGAAGCAAGUCAAGUUGUCUUCAGCUGGUGGUCGACUUAUCAUCUCAAGUGAUGGUGUGUGGGAUGCAAUGAGUGCAGAGGAGGCUCUUGAUUGUUGCCGGGGCUUGCCACCUGAAACUUCUGCGGAGCACAUUGUCAAAGAAGCUGUGGGGAAAAAGGGUCUACGCGAUGACACAACCUGUAUUGUUGUUGACAUAUUACCGUUGGAAAAACCGGCCGCUUCCUUGCCGCCUCCGAAAAAGCAAGGAAAAGGAAUGCUAAAGUCCAUGUUCAAAAGAAAAAGUUCAGACUCCUCUUCUAAUAUUGAGAAAGAGUAUGCAGAACCUGAUGUAGUUGAAGAACUGUUUGAAGAGGGCUCUGCUAUGCUUUCAGAGAGAUUAGACACAAAGUACCCGCUUUGCAAUAUGUUCAAGUUGUUUAUGUGUGCUGUGUGUCAAGUAGAAGUGAAACCUGGAGAAGGUGUCUCAAUCCAUGCUGGAUCGUCUAAUUGCCGUAAACUUCGUCCCUGGGAUGGUCCAUUCCUUUGCGCAAGUUGCCAGGACAAGAAAGACGCAAUGGAAGGGAAAAGAUCAUCUGGAGAUAGACAUAGUAGUGAGAGCGACUAGCCAGUAAUUUCUGCAACUUGCAAUUUUAUUUUGGCAAAGCAAAACUAACAAAACAGUGUUGUGAGUAAAUUGGAGCGGUUCAAGAGGAUCUUACCAUCCAGAGAUACAUGAGUUCCUUGAUCAACCACUAUACCAUUCUUACCAUUCUCCGGCAGACUCCAAAGCAGUUUGUGUUUUUUUUUCCCCUUUGAUAUGGUGAUGGCUCCUACUUCACGGCGUCUUGGAUUCUUAAAUGUAAAUCCGAGAAGCCCAAACAUCAAACUAGUUUCAAACUAGAGGUAAUUCGGAAGUUCUUUUCUUUUUCUUUUUUCUUUUGUUCGUUUUGUGAUCAGACUAGUUUGUGAUUUGGUGUUUACAAAAUGAGUAGAACUAACUGCGAGAGACAAGUAGGGUAAAGAAGAUACGCGAGUCUGUGUGCAAUUAUUUCAUGUAUAAACAAUUCUGGAUAGAUAUCAUUAUUUUUUCAUGUAACUUUAUUUAUAUA